Macrosiphum euphorbiae (potato aphid) is the source of this 1224-nucleotide messenger RNA. The record is from the annotation of a GenBank genome assembly. NCBI's taxonomy places the organism in Eukaryota, Metazoa, Arthropoda, Insecta, Hemiptera, Aphididae.
AUGGAGCCUUUAUUGCGAGAAGAACUGCCAACAAUUGUAAGCAAUGGUGCGUUCGGAAAAAAUCUCAAAUAUGUGUCAUUUGAAUUGGACAAAGAUCACGUUGGACAGGAUCAGUACAUGUCAACAAUAUUAUUUGGUACAGUCACCACAUCUGAUGAAUCACAACAUCGUGUUGUGAUCAAGUUAAAACUUCGAGAUGAAAAGAUGAGAAUUCUGUUCCAAAUCGACUUUCAAUUCCACAACGAAAUUACUAUGUAUGAAAGAAUUAUACCAUUCUUAUUUGAAUGUCAUCGCUCUAUGGCGGGUGUCGGGGACUUACCAACAUUGGCUCGAUUUUUAUACGGCCGUAAUAAAUGCGGUGAGUUUGUUGAAAAAGAUUUAAUAGUAUUGGAGAACAUCAAUCCUCUGGGAUUCCGAUUGAGCAAAGACCGUCUGUUCAUCGACUAUAACCACCUCGUAAUUGCCUUACAAGCAUUAGCAAAGUUCCAUGGGUUGUCAUACACUGCAAAAUACAAACACCCCGAUCGAUUUCAAGAAAUCAUUAUGGAUAUCCGGGAUACACAAUUUGAUGUAGAUGGACAGUGGAUAUUUAAGAACAACGCAUUAAGUAGAUUCGGUAAGCGAGGAGUCGACCGACUGCUUGAACGUAGUGGUGACCUUUAUCGGGAAAACGAGCACUUGCGUCGAUUUAACGAAAUCAUUGGUGAUGGAGACAACUCGUUAAGACGUGCGCUCGUUCCUCGAGAACCAUUUUCCGUCUUGUGCCACGGGGACUUCAACCGGAACAAUGUGGCGUUCCAAUACGACGAUGUGGGACAUCCGGUCAAUGUGUUGCUGUUUGAUUUCGGAACGCCUCGUUAUGGUUCACCGGCGUUAGAUCUGUCGUUUUUUUUCUACAUGAACACGACGAAAAACUUGCGUGAAAGUCGGUGGGAUGACUUACUUAACGCGUAUUGCUUGACUUUGGCGAAAUCCGUACCGUCCGGCGUACGCGUUCCGAACAGGGCCGAACUGGACUCUGAAAUGGCCACGUUUGCUUAUUAUGGCUUUGCACACUCAUCAUUUUUCUUACCCUAUCAGUUAGAAUCUAAUGUCGUUGAUAAUGAAGGAAUGGAUGAUGAAGAAACUUUGGAGUGGUUUUUACAGCAAGGUGGCGACAUUGGGUCGGAUCUAGUGGCCGAAAUUGUCCAACACAUCGUCGACAUGGAGUACACGAACCUGUGA